Molecule: messenger RNA, 583 nt
Organism: Sphaerodactylus townsendi
Lineage: Eukaryota; Metazoa; Chordata; Lepidosauria; Squamata; Sphaerodactylidae
Gene: LGALS1
Product: galectin 1
Exons: 4
Coding region: 115-519 (134 amino acids)
Molecular function (GO): laminin binding; carbohydrate binding
Source: RefSeq, a predicted model, not a curated record
UGUGACUCAUCAGAUGCUUGCCUAUUUAAAGACAAGGGAGUGGCAUCUUUGUUCCCGCUUCUGCCUGCAGGACCCCAGAGAUCAGUUGCAGCACACAUCUGGAAGAUCAGCAUCAUGCCUGGAAUUACUUGCACCAACGUGCGUGUUGCCCCUGGGCAGCGUAUUGCUAUAAAAGGAGACAUUCCAGCAGGAGCCAAGAGUUUUGUAGUUAACCUGGGCAAAAAAGAUGACCAACUCAUCCUCCACUUCAACCCACGUUUUGAUGCUCAUGGCGAUGUGAGGACUAUUGUGUGCAACAACAAGAGUGGUUCGCAGUGGGGGAAGGAACAGCGGGAGAACACCUUUCCUUUCCAGGAAGGCAGCGUUGCAGAGAUCAUUUUCUCUCAUGACAAAAACGAGGUGACCGUUACGCUGCCCGGCAACCAUCAGUUCAAGUUUCCCAACAGCGCUGGCCAUGAAGGCAUUGAAUACAUCUGUGUAGAUGGGGACAUUGGAUUCAGGGGCAUAACACUUCUUUAACUGUCCUGGUCCUCUCCUACGUUCCUGCUUCACAAGGCAGAAAAAUAAAUUCAGCUGCAUUCUG